AUGUCUAGGGUGAAGGGCAGCACAAGGGAAAUCGUCGGGAGUCCUCAGUGGCCUGCGACAGAGACUAUCGAAGAGUCGGAAAUUCUGGAUGAGGCCGACCUCGUACCCAGUGCCCUGGACCAAACACCACCCAGUGCAGAUGAGCAGCGAUGGACUCGAUUGCCUGUCGCUGUGUUUGCGGCCCUGAUUUACUGGCCAAUCAUCAAACCUCUGGACGCCAUCUUGUCAAACCCGGUUCUUUUCGUGCUCCUCUUGAUCGUCUUUCUUUAUGGCUGUCUGCCGUUUAUGAUUACCUCGGGCUUUCUGUCCAGUGUCUUGGUUGGAAGGGAGACUAAGAUCCGUCCUCUUUGA
Molecule: messenger RNA, 351 nt
Organism: Ilyonectria robusta
Lineage: Eukaryota; Fungi; Ascomycota; Sordariomycetes; Hypocreales; Nectriaceae
Exons: 2
Coding region: 1-351 (116 amino acids)
Source: RefSeq, a predicted model, not a curated record